AACACGUCCCAGAAAAUGUGGACGUAUAAAAUCAGCAAGCAGGGCACCAUUAGGUGUCAGUACAAUCAGAUGCGUGACAUCACCCCACAAUAUAUAGUUUACAACAGGACAUUCUUGCACAAUGAACAAAGACGCAGUAUAAUCCUUCAGGGAGAGUUUCAUGUACGACACAGGAACUUGAUGGACGUGUACGCCAUCGACUUAGGAUCGAGACUUAUUGGUACAGAAACAUUGCUCUACAUGGCUAAAAAUGCAUCGUGUGGUGUUGUGAUGAUCCAUCCAACAGGGAAUGGAGUGACUUAUUACGAACUUCGCGUUAGAAACGCUUACAUUGACACUGUUCCUGAUCGACACUGCGGAAGACACUUUCGUCGUGUAGCUGGAAGUGGCAUAUUUACUUACCGUCCAGACUGUAAGAAUAUGACCAUACCACGCAAGUGAACGCUUCAUAGAUAGGAGGUAGGCG
Messenger RNA from Rhipicephalus microplus (southern cattle tick), 466 nucleotides. RefSeq lists its product as uncharacterized. NCBI's taxonomy places the organism in Eukaryota, Metazoa, Arthropoda, Arachnida, Ixodida, Ixodidae. The record is from RefSeq and is a predicted model, not a curated record.